Messenger RNA from Lampris incognitus (smalleye Pacific opah), 987 nucleotides. RefSeq names its product calcium channel, voltage-dependent, gamma subunit 2a (gene cacng2a). Bases 1 to 987 code for a protein of 328 amino acids. Gene Ontology annotation, biological process: calcium ion transmembrane transport; postsynaptic neurotransmitter receptor diffusion trapping; regulation of AMPA receptor activity. NCBI's taxonomy places the organism in Eukaryota, Metazoa, Chordata, Actinopteri, Lampriformes, Lampridae. Gene Ontology annotation, cellular component: voltage-gated calcium channel complex; AMPA glutamate receptor complex; postsynaptic density membrane. The record is from RefSeq and is a predicted model, not a curated record. The transcript has 4 exons. Gene Ontology annotation, molecular function: channel regulator activity; voltage-gated calcium channel activity.
AUGGAAUGCGGAAACAUGGGUCUGUUUGACCGCGGAGUUCAGAUGCUCUUGACCACGGUGGGCGCGUUCGCGGCCUUCAGUCUCAUGACCAUCGCGGUGGGCACGGACUACUGGCUGUAUUCCCGCGGCGUCUGCAAGACCAAGUCCAACAACGAGAACGAGACCAGCAAGAAGAAUGAGGAGGUGAUGACCCAUUCAGGCCUGUGGAGAACGUGUUGCUUGGAAGGAAACUUUAAGGGGAUGUGUAAACAGAUAGACCAUUUUCCUGAAGACACCGACUAUGAAGCAGACCCGUCUGAAUACUUCCUACGUGCUGUGCGAGCCUCAAGCAUCUUCCCCAUCCUCAGUGUCAUCCUGCUCUUCAUGGGAGGUUUGUGUAUUGCUGCCAGUGAGUUCUACAGGUCACGUCACAACAUCAUCCUCAGCGCUGGGAUCUUCUUUGUGUCUGCAGGCCUGAGCAACAUCAUCGGGAUCAUCGUGUACAUAUCAGCCAACGCGGGGGACCCGUCCAAGAGCGACUCCAAGAAGAACAGCUACUCGUACGGCUGGUCCUUCUACUUCGGGGCGCUCUCCUUCAUCAUGGCCGAGAUGGUGGGCGUGCUGGCCGUGCACAUGUUCAUCGACCGCCACCGGCAGCUUCGAGUUGGGGCGCGAGCUGCCGACUACCUUCAGGGGUCGGCAAUAACGCGUAUCCCCAGCUACCGGUACCGGUAUCGGCGCCGCUCGCGCUCCUCCUCCCGCUCCACGGACCCGUCCCACUCGCGCGACACCUCGCCAGUGGGCCUCAAGGGCUUCAGCGCACUGCCAUCCACAGAGAUCUCCAUGUACACACUGCCCCGGGACACGCUCAAGUCCUCCGGCACACCCACCGCCACCUACAACUCGGAGAGGGACCACAACUUCCUCCAAGUCCACAACUGCAUUCAGAAGGACUUGAAAGACUCGUCCCACACCAACACAGCCAACCGACGCACCACGCCCGUAUGA